CAUGAAAGUUGAGACAUUUUUAUACAUUCUGUUAAUUUUAGGUUAUUUCGGAGUGAGUGGUUAAACAAAUUAACCUGGAGGAGUAACUACAGCAUUAUAAACAGACAAUUAACCUUUAUAUCUUUGUGACACAGGUAAUAGUAAAGAAUAUACAAUAGGCUUUUUUUUCAAUGAUUAGAUUUGUAUGGCUUGCUUAACAGUAACAGGAGGAAAGUGUACAUGUAAAACAUAUAAUGGAUGUGAUACUCUUACUUGCAAUGAUGGUUAUUACUAAGUUGGAUAGUAUAUUUAAUUUAAUAUAAUAUAGAUCAUGCAUUACAAUUCCAGAUAGUAAUUGUUUUAGAGGUGGUUUAGCAGCAGAUGGAACAAGCAUAGUAUGUUACUAAUGUGUUGCUAAUUCUGGUACAACAUUAAUUGGUAUAGUUUAUAUUUUAUAUAAUAGGUGGAAUAUGUGUUACUAAUAAUAAUUGCUUAACUUUUGAUUUAAAUACUGGUGUAUGUACUAAAUGUGCUAAUGGAUACUAUAAUGUAAUGGCUGAAUUUACACCCAGUGAAUAUUUUGAUACAACUGAAUCUACUUGGACUUCAACUAAUUAUCCUCUCUAUUUCUAAAAUAUUAAUUAAUGUAAAACUUGUAAUGCUGAUGCUUCAUGUAAAAGUUGUAAUUUCCUGUAAUUAUAUAUUUCAUUAAUUAUUAUAGUAAAUAAUGCACAGAAUGCAUAGAUGGUUAUUAUUUGACUGGAACUACAUGUACUUAAUGUAUAUCUGGAUGUUAAAAAUGUAGUGAUACAACAACUUGUUCUGUAUGUUUGACAACCUAUAAUUUAACCAAUUCUAAUACAUGUUUAUCAUGUUCUACUACCUAAUACUUUGAUACAUAAAAUAAAACAUGUGGUGAAUGUAAUACUAUUAACAACUGUUUAACAUGUAGUAAUUCUAAUACAUGUACUAAAUGUUCUGAUGGUAAUUAUGCAGUCAAUGGAUCAUGUGUAACAUGUACUGGAUUUCCAUCAACUUGUUCUGCUUGUGAUGCUAAUAGCAAUUGUAUAAGUUGUACUUCAGUUACACCUAUGUCAAUUUUAUAAGGUGGUACAUGUAGAUAAUGUCCUUCUAAUUGUUAAUCUACAUCAAAUUGUUCAUAUAAUACACAAAAUAAUACUGCCUCAUGUUCUUUAUGUUAAGAUCUUUACUAUGUAACAUCAUAAGGAUAAUGUGCUAAAUGUGAUUCAGCUGGUGAACCCAAUGCUUUAAGAUGUCAUUAUGAUGCAAAUGUUUCUGGUAACAUUGUAUAUACAUAAUGCAAAACAUUAUACUUCUUAGCUAAUAACAAAUGUACUUAAGCUUAAUCUAAUAAUACUUGUGCUAAAUUAUUAGUUCCAACAGAUUAAANCAAAACAUAUAAUGGAUGUGAUACUCUUACUUGCAAUGAUGGUUAUUACUAAGUUGGAUAGUAUAUUUAAUUUAAUAUAAUAUAGAUCAUGCAUUACAAUUCCAGACAGUAAUUGUUUUAGAGGUGGUUUAGCAGCAGAUGGAACAAGCAUAGUAUGUUACUAAUGUGUUGCUAAUUCUGGUACAACAUUAAUUGGUAUAGUUUAUAUUUUAUAUAAUAGGUGGAAUAUGUGUUACUAAUAAUAAUUGCUUAACUUUUGAUUUAAAUACUGGUGUAUGUACUAAAUGUGCUAAUGGAUACUAUAAUGUAAUGGCUGAAUUUACACCCAGUGAAUAUUUUGAUACAACUGAAUCUACUUGGACUUCAACUAAUUAUCCUCUCUAUUUCUAAAAUAUUAAUUAAUGUAAAACUUGUAAUGCUGAUGCUUCAUGUAAAAGUUGUAAUUUCCUGUAAUUAUAUAUUUCAUUAAUUAUUAUAGUAAAUAAUGCACAGAAUGCAUAGAUGGUUAUUAUUUGACUGGAACUACAUGUACUUAAUGUAUAUCUGGAUGUUAAAAAUGUAGUGAUACAACAACUUGUUCUGUAUGUUUGACAACCUAUAAUUUAACCAAUUCUAAUACAUGUUUAUCAUGUUCUACUACCUAAUACUUUGAUACAUAAAAUAAAACAUGUGGUGAAUGUAAUACUAUUAACAACUGUUUAACAUGUAGUAAUUCUAAUACAUGUACUAAAUGUUCUGAUGGUAAUUAUGCAGUCAAUGGAUCAUGUGUAACAUGUACUGGAUUUCCAUCAACUUGUUCUGCUUGUGAUGCUAAUAGCAAUUGUAUAAGUUGUACUUCAGUUACACCUAUGUCAAUUUUAUAAGGUGGUACAUGUAGAUAAUGUCCUUCUAAUUGUUAAUCUACAUCAAAUUGUUCAUAUAAUACACAAAAUAAUACUGCCUCAUGUUCUUUAUGUUAAGAUCUUUACUAUGUAACAUCAUAAGGAUAAUGUGCUAAAUGUGAUUCAGCUGGUGAACCCAAUGCUUUAAGAUGUCAUUAUGAUGCAAAUGUUUCUGGUAACAUUGUAUAUACAUAAUGCAAAACCUUAUACUUCUUAGCUAAUAACAAAUGUACUUAAGCUUAAUCUAAUAAUACUUGUGCUAAAUUAUUAGUUCCAACAGAUUAAACUGCUAUCAAUAAUUAAAGUUGUUCUGAAUGCUGGCCUGGAUUGAUUUAAAGUGGUUCAACUUGUUUCUCAUGUGAUUAUUGUCAAUCUGGAAGUUGUACAUUAAAUACAAACAAUUAAACAUCAUGUACUUCAUGUGUUGAUGGAUAUUAUUCUGAUUCAAAUUAAAAAUGUUAAUCCUGUAUUUCCAAUUGUAGUUCAUGUAGUGGACCUGCUAUAGGAGAUUGUACAAAUUGUUAAGCAGGUUAUUUCAAAGCAGCCAGUUCAUGUACAGCUUGUACUGUUGAUAGUAAUAAUCACACAACUUGUUUGGUUUGUUAAGAUGCUACUAAUUGUUCUAGUUGUAUAAAUGGAUACUAUAAUUUGAAUGGUUAAUGUUUAGCUUGUUAAUAUGGAUGUAGUUAAUGUACUUCUCCUGGAAAUGUAUGUUCAGCAUGUAUCAAUGGAUUCUAUUUAUAAAAUGGUGGUUGUGUUUAAGAUAAUGGAAAUUGUUAUUCUACUGAUAAAUUGAAUAUUUUAGCUACAGUCUAAUAAAAUCAAACAAACGGUUGUUAAAUCUGUAAUUAUGGUUUCUAUUUGACAAGUGGAUGGUUAACCUAAUAAACUUCAUCAUAAAUUUAAGAUUUUGUUUGUAUGUAAUGUGUCUAUCCUUAAAAUGCUGUAAUUUAUUUUAUUAAUAUUUUUAGUUUGUUUGCAGAACUAACCCAUAAGAUGUUUCAAUAUAAAGUGUUUAAACUACAACAACCGCACUUACACCAAGUAGUCAAUACUUUUCCAAGGGUGCAAUUGUUACUAAUAUUUCUAAUUUUGCCUUAUUAGACACUAGAUAUACUUCUGCUACUUGUGCAUCUGGAUAUUUCUGGACCAAUCAAAGUUGUAUGCCAUGCAUGUCUAUAACCUACGGUAUAUGUACAUCAUGUACUAAUCUUACUGCAUGUGCUUAAAUUACAUGCAAUUCAGGAUAUUUCCUUACAACUAUCAAUAACUCUCAACUCUGUGCUCCCAUGCCAUAAGGAUGUAGUGAAUUAACAUUCUCAACAAAUCUUCUUGCAUUAGCUUGUACAAAAUGUAUUGCUGGAUAUACUAUAGUUGGAAACAUUUGUAUUUCAAAUUCUGGAUGUUAAACUAUCAAUUAAAGCAAUGGAAUUUGUACUUAAUGUUAAGAAGGUUAUUAUUUCAAUUGGGACUUUGUUUUGACAACUAGUGCUUAAACUGCUCCCACUACUAACACCAAAUAUUACACUACAUUCAAUUAAUUCUGUUCAUAAUGUUAAGCAGGAUGUUAGAUUUGCCCAUCAUAAUACACAUGUACUUAAUGUUUACCAGGAUAUUUCUGGUACUAAUCUACAGUCACAAACAAUUAAUAAACAUUUAUUAAGUAUAGUUCUAGUUUAACAUCAAAUAUGUCAGGCUAAUGUGUUCAAUGUCCUAAAUAUUGUUAGACAUGUACUACAGCUACUACUUGUACUACAUGUUAUCCCAAUUUCUAAGCUGAUCCCAAUUCAAGUGUUGGAGCAUGUAUGUGUCCAUCAGGAUAUACUUUAACAACUUCUGGUUCAACAUUUUCAUGUAUCUAAUAAACAACAGCAAUUGCAACAUGUUAAAUUACUGCUUGUUCUUAAUGUAAUGCUGAUAACACAUAAUGUUUAACUUGUUUAUCAUCAUUUUAAGGAAAAUCUUAUACUUUAUCAGGAACAACAUGCGUAACUUGUUCAUCAAAUUGUAGUCAAUGUACAUUGAUGACUGGUAGCACAAGUUAAACUACAUGUUAAGUUUGCUAGAAUGGAUAUUAUAAAACACAAAGUGCAAAUGAUCAACCAGUUCUAUGUUCUAUUUGUUCAUAAACAGGUGCUUUAUUAUGUUAAGGUUCAUUGGAGAAUGCCUCUUUUACAUAAGUAACAAUAAUNAUUUUGUUUGUAUGUAAUGUGUCUAUCCUUAAAAUGCUGUAAUUUAUUUUAUUAAUAUUUUUAGUUUGUUUGCAGAACUAACCCAUAAGAUGUUUCAAUAUAAAGUGUUUAAACUACAACAACCGCACUUACACCAAGUAGUCAAUACUUCUCCAAAGGUGCAAUUGUUACUAAUAUUUCUAAUUUUGCCUUAUUAGACACUAGAUAUACUUCUGCUACUUGUGCCUCUGGAUAUUUCUGGACCAAUCAAAGUUGUAUGCCAUGCAUGUCUAUAACCUACGGUAUAUGUACAUCAUGUACUAAUCUUACUGCAUGUGCUUAAAUUACAUGCAAUUCAGGCUAUUUCCUUACCACUAUCAAUAAUUCUCAACUCUGUGCUCCCAUGCCAUAAGGAUGUAGUGAAUUAACAUUCUCAACAAAUCUUCUUGCAUUAGCUUGUACAAAAUGUAUAGCUGGAUAUACAAUUGUUGGAAACAUUUGUAUUUCAAAUUCUGGAUGUUAAACUAUCAAUUAAAGCAAUGGAAUUUGUACUUAAUGUUAAGAAGGUUAUUAUUUCAAUUGGGACUUUGUUUUGACAACUAGUGCUUAAACUGCUCCCACUACUAACACUAAAUAUUACACUACAUUCAAUUAAUUCUGUUCAUAAUGUUAAGCUGGAUGUUAGAUUUGCCCAUCAUAAUACACAUGUACUUAAUGUUUACCAGGAUAUUUCUGGUACUAAUCUACAGUCACAAACAAUUAAUAAACAUUUAUUAAGUAUAGUUCUAGUUUAACAUCAAAUAUGUCAGGCUAAUGUGUUCAAUGUCCUAAAUAUUGUUAGACAUGUACUACAGCUACUACUUGUACUACAUGUUAUCCCAAUUUCUAAGCUGAUCCCAAUUCAAGUGUUGGAGCAUGUAUGUGUCCAUCAGGAUAUACUUUAACAACUUCUGGUUCAACAUUUUCAUGUAUCUAAUAAACAACAGUAAUUGCAACAUGUUAAAUUACUGCUUGUUCUUAAUGUAAUGCUGAUAACACAUAAUGUUUAACUUGUUUAUCAUCAUUUUAAGGAAAAUCUUAUACUUUAUCAGGAACAACAUGCGUAACUUGCUCAUCAAAUUGUAGUUAAUGUACAUUGAUGACUGGUAGCACAAGUUAAACUACAUGUUAAGUUUGCUAGAAUGGAUAUUAUAAAACACAAAGUGCAAAUGAUCAACCAGUUCUAUGUUCUAUUUGUUCAUAAACAGGUGCUUUAUUAUGUUAAGGUUCAUUGGAGAAUGCCUCUUUUACAUAAGUAACAAUAAUUUAAUGUUAAAAUAAUUAUUAUUUAUAUAAUGGAGCCUGUGUAGCUGUACCUACAACUGCUACUUGUUAUACUAUUUCAUCAUCAAAUGGUAGUACUUGUCAAUAAUGUUUACCUGGAUAUACAUUAUUUGGUAAUACUUGUUAAACAUGUGCAACAAGUAAAAAUUAAAAUUGUUUGACAUGCACUGCAAAUGGUGAUAAUUCUGGAUUGUAAUGUACUUCAUGUUAAUCUGGAUAUGUUAUUGAUUCUACAAAUAAUGUUUGUGUUGCAUGUUCAAGUGGAUGCACUAAAUGUACUUUAAUUGCAGCAACAUAAAAUACUUAAUAAAGUACUUCAUGUAGUAAUUGUAAUGAUGGAAAUUAUUUGGAUAAUAUUACUGGAAGAUGUUUUGCUUGUCCAUAUGAUUGUAAGACUUGUGAUUCAAGAUAUGUAAUUAUUAUUUUAUAAUAUUAUAGACAUGUUCAACAUGCAAAGAUGGAUAUUAUUUGAAAUAAUCAUAAACUACAUUAAAUGCCAAAUAAUAUACCUUUAAACCAUGUUAUCCAUGUUAAUCUAAUUGUGCAACAUGUACAGGUCCAAAUGGAAAUGUUUGUUUAUCUUGCUCAUCUGGAUAUGUUAUGUAAAAUGGUGGUUGUGUCAAUUUAUAAUAAACAAUAGUAAAUGAUUUAAACAAAUACAAUUAUGCAAACUGUUAUCAACUUGAUCCAAAUAAUAGUGGUUGUCUUAAUUGCUAAGCAGGAUUCUAUUUAGAUGCUUAAAAAGUUUGUUAAGAAUGUGUUUCUCCAUACAAUAACGUAAGAUAUAUAAAUUAACAAUUAGUUUGUUUGUGGUCUAAAAGCAGUAAGUCCAACAAAUCCAGUUGGACCAGGUCCUAAUCCUAAUCCAGGACCAAAUCCAACUCCAACUGAUACCACUGUCUAAAUUGGUUAAAAUCCAGUUCCACCAAGUUCAUAUUCAAUUAUAUUGGGAAUGCUAAUAAUAAUAGUUUUACAAUGAGC
Messenger RNA from Paramecium pentaurelia, 6746 nucleotides. The record is from the annotation of a GenBank genome assembly. Lineage: Eukaryota; Ciliophora; Oligohymenophorea; Peniculida; Parameciidae.